Molecule: messenger RNA, 3057 nt
Organism: Epithele typhae
Lineage: Eukaryota; Fungi; Basidiomycota; Agaricomycetes; Polyporales; Epitheliaceae
Exons: 16
Coding region: 1-3057 (1018 amino acids)
Biological process (GO): transmembrane transport
Cellular component (GO): plasma membrane
Molecular function (GO): transmembrane transporter activity
Source: RefSeq, a predicted model, not a curated record
AUGGCCCACGAUGGUCCGGAGAAAGCCCCGGAACCCUCACCAGCCCCGUGGCGAGCCUGUCUGCACCGUCUGUCGGUCUUUCCGGCCAGCUCUCUGGCCAGGCGACCGCUUGCCCGGCUGCUCUCCACUUUCCUGUGUGCGCUUAUCAUAGUCAUCCGCCCCUUUGCCAGGCUUGGCGGGAGAUAUGCCUUUCUCGUCCUUGCCCUCAAGGAACUCGUCUUUUCAGUCCAGGAAAACCUCGCCCAGCAGCUUGAGCUCACGUGCCUCAACAUCAUCGGUGCCUUGCUCGGGAUCGGCCUAUCCACUCUCGCAAAAUAUCUCGCCUCUCUUGCAGGCCCGGAUUCCCAGACCGCACGAAUCACUUGCUUCGUCUUCCUGAUAUUGAUCAGCUUCCUCGCUGGUGUUGCUAAAAGCAGACUUGUUCGUCUGCAGCUCUCUACACGAAUAUCAUGCUUCAUUUCCAUCUGGCUGCUCACCGGCAACAUCGGAGUCUCAGAUCGCGUCCUGGCGGACUCAGGUAAUUUCCUUUGGGUAACACUAUCUGCCGCAAUUAUAGGCGUCGUAUCGCUGCUCGUCAUGAUGGUCAUCUUCCGUGGCUCUACUACCAACUUUGAGCUUGAGACAGCUGCCACAUUCGCUGUCCUUCAAGAAUGCUUAUCCACGAGUCUCUAUCGUGUCGGCGCCCGGGAAACGAAGAUGGACGUCUCGUACUAUCGGCAACUCCACGCGCAGCUUCUCCAGCGCUCCAUUAAGCUGAAUGAAUCCUAUUCGCAGGCGGCUUUCGAGCUGCGCGUCGGUCGCCUCAGUCUCCAAUCCAUCCGGCCGUUCGUGGGCAUAGUCGAGCACCUGAGACGCGAGCUGGUGUGGGGACUGUCGCCCGUGAAACCUCUGCGCAGUAUUCCUGGCACUCCUCGGUCUCCGGGCCCUGGCACCCCACGCUCAUUACCUCAGAGCCCUCGGAGCGUAGCACAAAGUCUCAACGAGUACUUUUCUGCCAGCCAACACCCGCUUGCGUUCGUGUCGGUACUUGAACCACCAGCACUUGACCUGGCCCAAGCCGUCCUAGACUCGAUGAAGACGGUGGAGCAUAUGAUCACGGUGAUCUUUCACCAGCGAUCAGCAGGAGAGACUCCGGAGAGCGCGCAGUCGAUCUCCGGGUCUCAGAAGGUCGCCGUCCACGCCGCGAGGAGCAAACUUGAGGUCGCCUGCAACAAGAUGCGCGAGGUUCUCAAGCAUGUCUUCGAUCAGGUUGACAUGCACCAGCGUGCCGAGGGGAAGCAACCGCACCUCCCGAAGGAGAUCUUCGACUGCAGUCUCGCGGCGAUCGCGCUGCUCCAGAUGGCCCAGGAGAUGGCUGCUGCGCUGCACCUCGCCGAACAUGUCGCGAGGCGAUACGAGGAGUCCCCCACGAAGCUCUGGUACCCGCGGAUAUCCUUGCAAUGGCUCGGCGUCCCCCCAGGCCAGUUUAUUUCCGACGACCACAACGACGCAGCUUACGCCGGUGCCGACGCCUCGGGCGAGAACUCGCCCGCCGACGCCGAGACCGACGAGCGGCUGACCGUCAUGGAGGCACGACAGGGUAUCGUCGAGCGCGCCUUCGAGUUCACGCUCGCCAAACACGGCCGGCACUUGCCCGCCGGAGGCAUCGCCGCGGCGCGCUAUCGCGUAUACGCGGCAGCGAGCGCGAGUAGGAUGGAGCUGAAGGCGUUGAAGGCGCGGGUGUGGACGUGGCGGUUCUGGCGCGGGCAGAUGAGCAGGUUGUGGUCGAGCGAGCAGGUGUUACGCGCGAGGGUGUGGCUGUCCAAGAGGCACCGGGCGGUUCAACACUCGAGCCACUGGAAGCAUGGGCUGAAGAAUGCGAUCGGGGUCGCCGUGCUGACUUUCCCGGCGUUUUUGCCAGCGGACUCUCCUGGUCGGCUAUGGUUCCAGGAUUGGAGAGGGCAGUGGAUGACUAUCAGUUAUCUAUGGGUCCUGGAGACCAACACCGGGGCGACGUGGAGGACAGGUUACCUACGACUAGUUGGUACAUUACUUGGAGCCACAUACGCAUAUGUUACGGCUCUAAUAUGUGGCACAAAUCCAUACGGUCUUGUGACCAUGGUUACGGCAUUUGACAUACCCAUUACAUGGAUUAUACUCCGGACCUCUGUGACGCCGCUUGCUGUUCCUGCAUCCGUGACGUUGCCCCCCAUCGUGUUCGCACAUUAUACGACCCCAGAUACAACGGCUUCUGUUCUUCAUCUCACAGUCGCUCGCGCGGCAAUGAUCGCCGCAGGAAUCCUUGCGGCCGUCAUCGUAAAUAGUAUGUUAUUCCCUCGGCAUUGUCGGGUACUCUUCCUCAACGAUACGGCGCGCACGCUCGGCAGACUCAGCACCCUCUAUCUUACAUUGAGCCACGACAUGUUCAGAAUGAAUCGGACUCGCUCUCUUGAAGAACGUCGAAAACAGCUAAAGCUAGAGCUGCAAACCCGCAGUUCUCUCUACAGGCUGUCCGCUCUGUUGAAGACGAUGAAUGAUGAAUUGAGUCUUCUCCCUAAACCACUGGGUCAGUACCGCAACAUCGUGACUACGAUGCAGAAGCUGCUCGACCUCAUGACUGGCCUUCGCAAGAUCCGAGAAAACAUUCCUCGGAAGGAGACCGUGUCGAGCGUAUUCAAAGAGCGCCGCGAAUUCAUGUCGUGCGUGUGCAUCAUCCUGUACGCGUGCCAGCAUGCGUUCCGCGCGCGCGAGCCGCUCCCGCAGUUCUUGCCCUCGGCGCGGCACGCGUUCGCGCAGCUUGAGGCGCACGUCCAGGAGUGCAUCGCGCACGCACGCGAGGAGCAGACCGAGCUCGGGCUCUCGCUCGUGUACGCGUUCGCGGAGCAGGAGGUCAUGCAGUGCCUCGUCGACACGCUCGAGGAGCUCCUCGAACGCACGGGGCAGCUGUUCGGAACUUCGGCUUGGCUGACGCAUGAGAGUCACUUCUCGCGCUCGAGCACGAUCGAGGAGGGCGUCGACCACGGCUGGUUCAGCACAUUCCGGACGGAGUGUAGGCCGGAGUACGAGUCGACGGUGUAA